CACAAUCACAAAAAAAUUCAAAACAGAUUUUUGUUAGAGAAGGAACUGUUAUUAAUGGCGAUACGCACUCCAAACAAUUUCAAUCUCUUUGUCAUCUUAGUUUUAAUUGUUACAAUGCAAUUCAAAGCUGAAAGUAAACAAUGUUCGUUAAUUAAGAAUUAUUGUGAUGUUGUUGAUUGCCCUUCUCUUUGUAAGUCCGAAUUCAAGGAUGGUACGUCAUCGUGCUCUUUCUUCAACCUAUGCACAUGUUUUUUUGAAGGAGCUGUUGACCAAAAUUGCAACAUUGCCAUGGGAUUCUGCAAUGCUGAGUGCAAUGCCCUCUGUUGCAACCAAAAGUGUCAGCAAAAAUAUGGUAGGGAUUCAGUUGGAAUAUGUAAUGAAAGCAAAGGUGUGAGAUUGUGCAUUUGUUAUUACUAAGUUAUACUUUUUUUUUUUGACUCAACUGAGUUAUACCUUAAAUAAAAUGAAUAAAAAAUAAUAUUAUAUCUAUAA
Messenger RNA from Vicia villosa (hairy vetch), 492 nucleotides. Its product is annotated as defensin-like protein 181. Lineage: Eukaryota; Viridiplantae; Streptophyta; Magnoliopsida; Fabales; Fabaceae. The transcript is spliced from 2 exons. Bases 55 to 417 code for a protein of 120 amino acids. The record is from RefSeq and is a predicted model, not a curated record.